CUCAGCCUUCCCUUCUCUGUUCAAUGGCACUUCUCUCUCUCUAGAAUAAUACCUGUUACAACUUUCUCUCACUUUCUAGUGCAAUCUUUGUACUCAGUAGAAAAGCAUCUCUUAACCUCCCUUCGUCUCUCUAAAUAACACAUUCUCUCCCUACAUUAUCACUUUCUCUCUCUAGAAAAUAGAUGCAAUGGCGAACCAGCAGACGGUCAAUGUAUCAAACGCAACAGAUACAGGGCUUGUGUGUUACUCUCCAACAUGGAUCACAACCAAUGGUAUAUGGCAAGGAGAUAAUCCCCUCCACUACUCUUUCCCUCUCUUCACCAUCCAACUGACACUAGUGGUGGUCGCCACCCGCGUCUUGACGUUCCUCCUCCGGCCCCUGAGACAGCCUCGGGUUAUCGCAGAGAUCAUCGGUGGCAUAAUCCUCGGCCCCUCGGUCCUAGGCCGCAACAAGAACUUUGCCAGCAGCAUUUUCCCCUUGCACAGUGUGACAGUCCUGGAGACCAUCGCCAACAUCGGCCUCGUCUAUUUUCUCUUCAUCGUCGGCCUCGAGAUGGACAUUAAUGUCAUCCGCCGUACCCGAGCCAAGGCUUUACUCAUUGCCGGCGCUGGCAUGGUCAUUCCCUUUGUGAUUGGCAUCAGCUCCUCCUUCCUGCUCAAGGAGUCUGUCUCUGAGAAUGUCUCUCAGGUCACUUUCCUCCUCUUCCUCAGCGUCGGCCUCUCGAUCACUGCCUUCCCCGUUUUGGCUCGCAUCCUUGCCGAGCUAAAGCUCCUCAAUACAGAACUCGGUAGACUUGCGAUGUCGGCUGCGAUUAUCAAUGACGUAUGCGCCUGGGUACUCCUUGCGCUGGCCAUAGCAGUAAAUGAUCGCGAUAAAAAUGCACUGGCAUCAGUAUGGGUCGUCCUGUCCGGUGUGGUCUUCGUGCUAUUCAGCCUACUGGUCUUGCGCCCCGCUGUCACUUGGGUCACCCGAAAGACGACGGAGGGCGAGGCCGUAAGUGAGAUCUACAUAUGCGCUAUCAUGCUUGGAGUGAUGGUUUGCGCCUUCACAACUGACAUUAUAGGGAUUCAUCCCGUUUUCGGGGCCUUCAUGUUUGGUCUCGUCAUUCCAAACGGUUCCUUGGGGGGAGCUCUCAUAGAGAAGUUAGAGGACUUCACCUCUGGGCUUCUACUCCCACUGUUCUUUGCCAUUAGUGGCCUGCGGACCAACGUCAUGACGAUCACAAAUGAGGAUACAUGGGCGAUCCUGAUGCUAGUGAUCGUGCUAGCAUGUGCUGGGAAGGUGGUCGGUACACUGGUGGUCGCAUUGUUCAUGAAGAUGACGCCACGCGAGGGGAUUGCACUUGGGCUGCUGAUGAACACCAAGGGCCUCAUUGAGAUGAUCGUGCUCAAUAUUGGAAUGGAUAAAAAAGUUUUGGACGAGUCAUCCUUUGCCAUCAUGGUCAUAGCUGCUGUGAUCAUGACCGGCAUGAUCACCCCAGUGGUCACAACAAUUUAUAAACCGGCACGCCGCUUCCUCCCUUAUAAGCGUCGUACAGUUGAAAAAGGAAAACCAGAGUCCCUAUUGCGAAUGCUUGUUUGUGUACAUACAUCUAGAAAUGUCCCUACCAUUAUCAACCUUUUAGAGGCCUCUCAUGCCACUAAGAAAUCCCCAAUUUCUGUCCAUGCCCUCCACCUUGUCGAGCUCACCGGCCGGUCGUCGGCGAUGAUCAUUGUUCAUAGUUCCCGUAAGAGUGGCCGGCACAUGAACCGGACGGAAGCUGAGUCAGAACAUAUAGUGAAUGCGUUUGAGAACUAUGUCGGUGUGAGCGGUGUGGCAGUACAACUUGUGACCGCAAUGUCGCCAUUCGCAACGAUGCACGAGGAUAUAUGCAAUUUGGCAGAGGAGAAGCGUGCAGCGUUGAUCAUAUUGCCAUUUCACAAACAUCAGACGGUGGACGGGGGUUUGGAGACCACGAAUCCGGCCUUUAGGACGAUUAACCAAAAUGUCCUGGUGAAUGCCCCUUGCUCUGUUGGGAUACUUAUCGAUCGGGGACUUGGGGGCACCACUGGGAUCUCUGCCAGCCAUGUAUGUCACCAUCUGGCAGUCUUGUUCUUUGGGGGCCCCGACGAUCGCGAGGCUCUAGCAUACGCAUCUCGCAUGGCAGAGCACCCAGGCGUCAGCCUCACUGUGGUGCGAUUCUUACCUGGUGAUGAGGCUGUAGAGCCCGAAUUCCCAGUGGCCGACACUCUCUAUCAAGACGAUUCCAAGAACCUUCGGAUACUCACCGUCCUAACAGACAACGAUAGGGAACACCAUCUAGACGACGGUUACAUUGCUGAAUUCAGGCUUCGAACAGUGGGCGACGAGUCUAUCAUGUACACAGAGAAGGUGGUAAACAAUGUUGAAGAAUCGAUUGCAGCCAUUCGAUCUAUGGAUAGCAUACAUGACCUUUUCGUGGUGGGUCGAGCCCAACGGGUCUCCUCCCUUACCACUGGGCUCACAGAUUGGAGCGAAUGCCCAGAGCUCGGACCCAUUGGAGACCUACUUGCUUCCUCAGACUUUGCUGCCACCGUUUCGGUGCUCAUCAUGCAACAAUAUGUCGGGGUUCUACCUCAAGAGGUGGUCGGCACACCAAAUAGCCCACAAAGGGAGCCAUACCUUCACAAUGUUAGCCACCGGAAUUCAGCAGUAGUCCAAGACAUGCCACAAAUCGGGGGCGGGUUCACCGCGAAUUGGACCACCGCUAAUGCCACCUCCCAUGGCCAAGGAUCCCCAUUUUGAUUUGGGUUUUGUAGGCCUAGUAGUUCUUGUUCAUGCUCAUCUUCCAUGGCUUCAAAGUUCACAACUUGAUUGAAUCUGUUGUUAUGAUGCUAGGUUUACUGGUGUUUCUAUGAAGGAGGUCAAGAGUUUGAUGAACUUUGGGAUUUCUCCCUCACAUAACCUAAGAUUAACCUCCCAUAGCAAAGAGAGGAAAUGAAGAACUAAGUCAUCACCUCAAUUCAUAAACCACAUGGUCUUGUGGCUUUGCCGAUUGGUGAUGAGUAAUGGUUUAAGUUUUGAAACUCGCAGUUUAGAGAA
This is a messenger RNA of Amborella trichopoda, 3061 nucleotides long. RefSeq names its product cation/hydrogen exchanger 15 (gene CHX15). NCBI's taxonomy places the organism in Eukaryota, Viridiplantae, Streptophyta, Magnoliopsida, Amborellales, Amborellaceae. The record is from RefSeq and is a predicted model, not a curated record. Gene Ontology annotation, cellular component: membrane; endomembrane system. Gene Ontology annotation, molecular function: antiporter activity. Gene Ontology annotation, biological process: regulation of pH; proton transmembrane transport.